AUGGAGAGGUUAACGAAUGAAGAAAAUCAAAUAGAUCUUGACGAUGGUCUAGUUGAAGUGCUGAAAAUUGAGCUGGCAUUAAUUUGGGCAAACGUCCUGCUUUCUUAUUCCGAUUUGGAGCAGUUUGAAGAUGUAAUGACUUUGCAAAGAGAACAGGUUAAAGCUGUGUUUCAAUCAAUUUUGGUUGAUGUUGACAACAAAUACAACCUGCCUCAUGUCCUUGGUAGCCUCAUGGAUAAUAUAGAUGAUUGUAUCAGCUCAUGUCCUCGUUCUACAUCCAUGACUGAGGAGGAGUUGGACUUCCUCCUCCUGAAUCUACAUUAUCUAUCCAAGUAUGCUGGGAUGAUACUUCCAUAUAACGCUCAGCUUGUGAUGCUUCAGAAUGUGUGUGGUAAUAUGAAAGAUUUCCAUGGAAUGAUAGUGAAUGGUUGCAUUGAAAAAGAUAUUGUAAAAUAUGUCUUACCUCAGUUUCAAUUCAUGGCUGAGAGGGUCGGACUCUUUCUUUGGGAGUUUCAUAGAAAGCUUGGACUCUCCCGGCUAGAUGAGGAUGAUCAGACUGAUGAAUACUCUCAACUAAGCAAGUUAGCACAUCUAUUCUUGCAGAUUGUUCCAAUUGAAUUGGAGGUUAUGCACAUAUGUUACACAAAUUUGAAAUCUUCGACUUCAAUAGAAGUUGGACAAUUCAUUAAACAACUCCUGGAAUCCUUUCCAGAUAUUCUUAGAGAAUAUCUUAUUCAUCUACAAGAGCGAAUGGUAACUGUAAUCAACCCAAGCAUUUCAGGAGCUCGAAACAUUCACAUCAUGAUGGAGUUUCUGUUGAUUAUUCUUACUGACAUGCCUACCGACUUGAUUCAUCCUGACACAAUUUUUGAUCUCUUGGCACGUGUUGGAGCACUUACCAGGGAGGUAUCAACUCUUGUUUGGGACUUAGAAGACAAAUCAAUGAACAAAGAGAGUACCAAUGAAACAACUCUUGUCCGUGGCUUAGAAGAGAAAUCAAUGAAGAAAGAGAGUACCAAUGAAUCAAAUCGUACAACACUAGACUUGCUAAAAGAUAUUGAACUCCUGAAGGGAGAUCUGAGGCACGUUUACUUGAAAUCUCCCGACUCAUCUCAAAUUUGCUUCCCCAUGAGUGAUGGACCUCUCUUCAUGCAUCUUCUACUUAUACACUUAAAAGAUUUGCUGGAUUCCAAUGCUUAUUCAAUUGCUUUGAUCAAGGAAGAAGUUGGGUUGGUGAAAGAACAUCUGGAAUUCAUAAGAUCUUUUUUCGCGAAUAAUGAGGAAGAAUUGUAUAAAGAUCUCUGGGCACGUGUUUUAAAUGUAGCAUAUGAGGCAAAAGAUAUCAUUGAUUCACUUCUUGUUCGAGACAAUGGUCUCUUACAUCUUAUUUUCUCACUUCCCAUCACCAUAAAUAAGAUCAAGCUUAUCAAAGAAGACAUCUCCAAUUUACCUGAGAAAAUUCCCAAGAACAAAGGGCUCAUUGCUGUAAACUCUCCCAAGAAGCCAGUUGAAAGUAAGUCAUUGACAACUGGUAAAAUAAUUGUAGGUUUUGAGGAGGAGACAAACUGGAUAAUUAGAAAGCUCUUUGGUGGACCGGCAGAUCUAGAUGUCAUUUCGAUCACUGGUAUGCCGGGUUCAGGUAAAACUACUUUGGCGUACAAAGUAUACAGUGAUAAAUCAGUUUCUAGUCAUUUUGACCUUUGUGCAUGGUGCACAGUCGACCAAGAACAUGACGAGAAGAAGUUGUUGGGUACAAUUUUUAAUCAAGUUAGUGAUUCAGAUUCAAAAUUGAGUGAGAAUAUUGAUGUUGCUGAUGAGCUACGUAAACAACUGUAUGGAAAGAGGUAUCUUAUUGUCUUAGAUGACUUAUGGGAUACCGCAACAUGGGAUGAGUUAACAAGACCUUUUCCUAGAGUUAAGAAAGGAAGUAGAAUUAUUUUGACAACUCGAGAAAAAGAAGUGGCUUUGCAUGGAAACACUGCUCCUCUUAACCUUCGAUUGCUACUAUCAGAAGAAAGUUGGGAAUUGUUGAAGAAAAGAGCAUUUGGAAUAGAGAGUUGCCCUGAUGACCUAUUGGAUGUUGGUAAAGAAAUAGCCGAAAAUUGUAAAGGGCUUCCUUUGGUGGCUGAUCUGAUUGCUGGGGUCAUUGCAGGUUUGGAAAAGAAAAAGACAGUGUGGCUUGAAGUUCGAAAUAAUUUGAGUUCCUUUAUUUUGAACAGUAAAAUGGAAGUGAUGAAGGUUAUAGAAUUAAGUUAUGACCAUUUGCCACAUCACCUCAAGCCGUGUUUGUUUUACCUUGCAAGUAAUCCGAAGGACACUGCAAUGGAAAUCUCUUUUUUGAAACAUUUUUGGCUUGCUGAAGGACUUGUGGAACAGACAGAGAUGAAGAGUGUGGAAGAAGUUAUGAAGGUUUAUUUGGAUAAGUUAAUUUCCAGUAGCUUGGUAAUUUCUUUCAAUGAGAUAGGUGAGAACCCGACUUUCCAACUUCAUGAUCUUGUGCAUGACUUUUGUUUGAUAAAAGCAAGGAAGGAAAAUUUCUUUGAAUGGGUAAGUUUACGUACACUAUCUUCUUCUUCUUCUUCUUCUUCUUCAGAUUUGAUGCCACGUAUGUUGACCAUUGAUAAUAACAUCGAGUUUUUUGCGCUUAACAACUUUGUCCUAUUUGAUUUAAAUAAGAAAAGCCAUUCUGGUAAACACCUGUAUUCUUUGAGGAUAGUUGGAGAAAAGCUGGACAGCCUUGUUUAUGAUACAUGUCACCUAAGGCACUUGAAGCAUCUUACAGUGUUGCACCUGGAUCCCACUUUUGUCGUGGUGAAUGAUUUUUUGCUGAAUGAAAUAUGCAUGUUGAAUCAUUUGAGGUUCUUAUUAAUGAGGAUAUAA
This is a messenger RNA of Solanum verrucosum, 2880 nucleotides long. Its product is annotated as putative late blight resistance protein homolog R1B-16. The coding region runs from base 1 to 2880 and encodes 959 amino acids. The transcript has a single exon. Gene Ontology annotation, molecular function: ADP binding. Lineage: Eukaryota; Viridiplantae; Streptophyta; Magnoliopsida; Solanales; Solanaceae. The record is from RefSeq and is a predicted model, not a curated record. Gene Ontology annotation, biological process: defense response to other organism.